AUGUGGUCUCUUUCUUCGCAGGCCCUCAUGGCCAGUACAGCCCUCCUGUCCUUACUGCCUUCAACCUUCGCGUCUUCAGCAGCCUGCAAUACCACCGCCCUUAACACCACUGUGGGAUUGUACCCUAUUACCGUGGAAAAUACCACCGUCUUCGAUGUUGCCAAGGCCACUAACCGGGGCGUCUGCGACAUCGGCCGUCACAACCUUAUGGCCGACGUGACGAUCAUCCCCAACGUCGGCCAGACUUUGAUCAUCCCCGCUGAGGUCUGCGAGCCCGAUAAUGAGACCUGCCUUCUGCCCAACAUCACCCGCACCCGUACUUGCAUCGACGGCGGUCCGCGUCUCUACUAUACUGUCAACGGGGAUACCCUCGACAUUGUCGCGAAACGACUGAACAUUACGACUGAGUCGCUCAUGAGUGACGAUACCAGCUUCUCGGCUGAUGAAGUGCUUGCUCCGGGUCAGUACCUCAAGGUGCCAUUGUGUUCUCCAAGUGAGUGUGUGAUUCGGCCGUUCACGUUGGAGUAUGGUGUCUACAAGGACUAUGCAGACAAGUACAACACUACUGUGGGCCAAAUUAUGAUGCUCAGCCCAACCUACAACUACAGCACGUCGCCGCUGACUGGUGCUGGGCGUCCGUCAUUGGAUCUUCCGUACAAAUGUACUACUCUGUCAAGCAACAUCACUGUGCUGUCCUAA
Aspergillus vadensis CBS 113365 is the source of this 699-nucleotide messenger RNA. RefSeq lists its product as uncharacterized. The coding region runs from base 1 to 699 and encodes 232 amino acids. Lineage: Eukaryota; Fungi; Ascomycota; Eurotiomycetes; Eurotiales; Aspergillaceae. The record is from RefSeq and is a predicted model, not a curated record. The transcript has a single exon.